UGCAACUCGGAACAAGCAACGCCAACUUUUGCGAAACACCCUGAUAUCGCAUCGCCUUGCCUCUGUUCACCGUCCAGUGCCUAUCAUACCGCUUGUCAUAGUUAUCCUAACCUUCACCUUGAAACUGCAAAAUCCCCCUUUUUGUUUUUGUUUUGUACAGCAACAUGCCCAUUAUGGCUGCGGGUCUCGACAGCCACAGGCUGGGCGCCGUUUUCCACUCUCGACCAGACAUUAUCGAAGGAAUAAAAAGAGCAGCCGAUUCACCAGGUCGUGUGACCCUCUUCAACAACAUCGCAAACUUCGUCUACGACCAGAUCAACGGCUCCGAACCCGCCGCGAAACGUCGCCGAGUCGACAACGGCGUUGGCAAUGGUUUUACCGCUUCCAACACGAAUGGCAUCAAGUCGGAGGUCGUCGUGAAAUCAGAAGGCGGCGACGCUGCCGACGAGCAAGUAUUGCUGGAGAUCAAGGAACUCUCCGUGUCGGUACCCCAACGCAAAAAGUUCGACCUAUGCUUUACCGAGAACCAUUUCUACGCCCGCGCGCCGGGGACCAAAGCGCCCGUACAGGGCAUCUGCCAUGCCUGGACGGACAUUGAGUAUGCGUUUUAUCUGCCAGUGCCCGAAAAAGCACAAGUGCAGCACAACUACAUCCUCUUCCCGCGGGGCUCUUGCCUGCCCUCCAAAACCGAGACCCCGACCGCCGAACCGCUCGUUUUCACCAUCCCCGCCACAGCGCCGAAGCAAGGCACCGUCCUCGGCCCCGAGGCAGGCGACGCCACCGCCGUCUCCGACAGCUACCGCACCCUCUUCGACUGGGCUCUCACCAAACACCUCCGCUCCGCGGGGAACCCCGCCGAGAUCGUCUCCGCCAACCCGGCCCGGUUCCACAGCAUGGCGCGCCAGCCCCACCGGCCCAACGAGAAAGCGGUGCACGUCAAGGCCUUCCGGGGCUCCAAGGACGGGUACCUCUUCUUCCUGCCCAACGGGAUCCUCUGGGGGUUCAAGAAGCCGCUGCUGUUCGUGCCGCUCACGCGCAUCGCGGCCGUCAGCUACACCAGUGUCCUCCAGCGGACGUUCAACAUGGUCGUCGAGGUCUUCACUGGCGAGGGCGGGGACGGGACGGAGGAGCUCGAGUUUGCGAUGCUGGAUCAGGAGGAUUACCGGGGCAUUGACGAGGCGUAUGUGCGGCGGAACGGGCUGCAGGAUCGCAGCAUGGCGGAGCAGCGGCGGGCGAAGAUGGAGCUCGCGGAGAAUAUGAGGAACGGGAAGAAGGGCGGCGGGGAUGAAGGGGAUGCGGCGCCGAAUGCGGGUGAUGGGUUGACGGAGCUCGAGAGGGCGCAGGCGGAGGAGGAACAGAGGCUGCAGGAUGAGGAAGACGAGGAAGAAGAGGACUACGAUCCGGGGAGUGAGGGGGAUAGUGAAGGGGAAGGGGAGACGAGUGAUGAGGGAGACGCGGAGGGAGAUGACGAUGCGGACAUGGAAGAGGCUGAGGAAUACGAGGAGGACGAGGACGAGGGCGAUGAACGCUUAGCUGUCACGGGCCGAUGAGAUGUGGCCUGGUGCCAUGGUUUCUGACCUGAGAGUACGGUUGCGCCUCGCGAGUUACUGAAUGGUUUGUCAUGUAUAAUAGACGGGGUUAUCUAAUGUCCAUGGGGUCCCGAGUCCAUCGAGCUGUGUUUCCCGAACAAUAUACGGAGUACGGAACCGAUAUACCACCUCGGCGCUAGGCCCAAC
Sodiomyces alkalinus F11 is the source of this 1736-nucleotide messenger RNA. RefSeq names its product Rtt106-domain-containing protein. The record is from RefSeq and is a predicted model, not a curated record. Gene Ontology annotation, molecular function: nucleosome binding; histone binding. The transcript is spliced from 3 exons. Lineage: Eukaryota; Fungi; Ascomycota; Sordariomycetes; Glomerellales; Plectosphaerellaceae. The coding region runs from base 165 to 1550 and encodes 461 amino acids.